Messenger RNA from Epithele typhae, 2412 nucleotides. RefSeq lists its product as uncharacterized. NCBI's taxonomy places the organism in Eukaryota, Fungi, Basidiomycota, Agaricomycetes, Polyporales, Epitheliaceae. Bases 1 to 2412 code for a protein of 803 amino acids. The record is from RefSeq and is a predicted model, not a curated record. The transcript has 15 exons.
AUGUCCCUUCAGGUCCUCCAGAUCUCCGGCUCUUCUCUCCUGGCCGUCACACCUUCCGCGAACACCGACUUUGUGCGGCGAAAGGGUAUGGAGACGUUCACGACGCAUGGCAUCAUGAUGCAGAACCAUGUAUUCGGGGCGGAACUCGAGGACGAGUCGAUCGUGCUCGCUCGCAUUCACGACCUGCCAGACACCGUUCACGUGCUCGACAUGGUCAUCCACGUCGACAGUUCGGAGCGCUCUACCACAUGCACUCGGGAGCGAGCGACCGAUCCGGAAGACAUCCUCGACAACACCGUCGCCGAGCGGGAACAUUCGGGGCUGGUGCCAUCGCGUACUGGACACGCUCUUGGUGAAGUUAUGGCGACCGUCUUGGCGGACGAGGACUCGUUCAAGUUAACGUGCUACGGCCAAAUAUGGUUCUCUCCCGACCACGUCUGCCCUUAUCACCGGUGUUCCCACGACGCCGCCGGCACGGCCCUCGAAUGCGUGUUGGGCACGUCGGACACGGACAUCAUCGACGUUAAUGUCGACGUCGAGCUCGCCACCUGGACCGAUCCCGAUCCGCCACCUCCAGCUGGGGGCACCGGAGCGCGGCCUCGACGGAGCGCACCACGACGAUUGCGAACGCGCACCCAUGUGCCGUGCCGCUCCGAACCUGCCGGCCUGCGCGUCACGGUGACCCCGCGCAGCUCGUGGCCUUUAUGGAAGAGCAGGGGGCGGCCGUCAAGGUUUCAAACGUCGCCUACAUUGCGAUGGAAGCGCACCACCCCGCGCGAAUCCGACCAUCCGACCAUCGACCCGUCUAUCCCUCCGGUGACGGUGUCCACAACGCAGAACUGCGGGGCAGCGGCCGAAGUAUCGGAAGGCCCCGUCGCGUCGACGAAACACAACGCGCGAGUUCCGUCGGCGGAUAAUGCCUUGGGGGUGAACCUGUGGAGUGGUGGCAGCGCCGGAGGCGUGGGCGUAGAAGAGCCGAGGGGGUCUUCUUCGCCGCGUAAAGUCGCCGCGCUCGGAGUCGCAUCGCAGCACGGCUUGAGACACAUAUUCUUCGGCGUCGUAAAGGAUCCGGUUGUUGGCCAGACGGGGGUGAAUGUCUCCCGAAACCAGAUCGACGACGUGGAUGUUCCGCUGUUUGCCGUUCGAGUCGGAGCCUGGCCCUCGGAGGAAAUGGCUUUGGACGAUCAGAGCGUAAGUCUACUAUAUGCUCACGAGUCUAUGGUGCAUGGCGUCGACGACUUGAGUUUCAUCUGCGUUCUUAGCGGAGUCGACGCCGCGCUCCGAGUCUCGUACGACACCGUCGAGACGCGGACACAGGUCGCGGCUACUCGCGGAGUGCAUGUACAACGAGCGAAGGGCGUGGACGGGAAGAGGGAGGAGAAGGGAGAGUUCUACAAGUCGGAGCCAUGCGACCCAGCGGGGAAGGAGCCCAAGCCCACGCCCGUCCUCCCCACCGCCCCGUAUCCUCUCCAGACGUCGCACCCCGCAUGCUCCGCCGCAUGGUCUCCCGCGCAGUCUCCACUCUCGUUCGGGGGGCGGGGUAUGGGAGGCGUCCGAGGGACGCUCGUGGACUACGAUUUGUGCACCGUUGUGUCCUCCUGUACGCGUGCGCGGUGCAAGACGCGCUACCGCGCGCUCUGCCCCGCCUGCAACCCGUCCAACGCCCCCGGGACUGCUCUCAACCCCCGGGGCGCAACCUCCGGCACGGGUGGCUCGCCUCCUGUCGUGCACCAGCACGGGACGCCGGACGCCCAUCGCCGCGAGGUCGACAGCAGGGAGGGCGCGGUCCCAGAUGCGCGUCGCGUCGUAGGCCUUGACGAGGUCGGCACGGGCGCGAAACGGCCGGAGAGCUUGAGAGACUGUGCCUACGCCCUCGAUGGGGCCGACAAGAGGCGUGAGGCCGGUGCUGAGCGCGGGGGGUGGUACAGCGAUGUAGGAGGCGGCAGCGGUGCCCGACGACUUGCUGUCAGGGGAUCGGGGUGGAUCGGGAACGGGUGGCUGCACAGACCUUGGAGACUCCUCCCGCGUGAUGAGGACGCAGUGAUGGAUGGUGUAAGACUAUUUCGUGAACUCGCCUCGGGCUACUCUGCAGAAUGGUCAGCUUCCUCGCACGACCAGCCGCAAAACGUUACGUACACUCGCUGGCCGACUUUGAAGUUCGUGGCCUUCGCGCUAGCGGCGACGACGGUGCCGCCCGCUCGCGUUGAUGAAACCAAGUGCGACGCUGCCACGGAACUUCCAGCCGACAGGGUUGAGCGCGGUCGACUGGACCUCGACGAUCGCGUCGGUAUCAUGGGGCAUCGAGGUCGGGACGUCUUUGAAGCCGAGCUUGCCCCUUCAGCGACGACGAGGAAUUCAUGCAAUGUCGUUUCGGAUGUUGUGCGAAAGGUGUGGGAGAAGCUGGGUACGUAG